AUGCCGAAAGACAGUGCAAUAGGUCGUCAAAGUUUCAACGGCCGUGGUAUGCGGGUGUACAAUGCACCCGUAUACCACAAUGCUGUCCCCGUGCGGCGUCCGGGAGGAAACGCCCGACGAUGUUACAGGUGCCGACAGGUGGGUCACCUGGCCAGAAAUUGCGACUCCCCCUGCUUGGUGCCUGCGGCAUCGCCGGGCGCGUCCUCGUCGGGGCCGCAACAGGAACGGCAGCACCAACAACAACAGCAGCACCAACAACAGCGGCAACCGCAACGGCAGCGGCAACCGCAGCAGCGGCGGCAACCGCAGCAGCGGCGGGGCCGUGAGUUAAGUAGUUUUGUCGGUCAGAUGUCGAGGGCGGUGGAGGAGCCGGCCGCAGCCUCGACACCGAGAUCAACGGGUGAGGAGGUGGGGGGGUACACGACCGCCUCCUCAACUCCUCAGCGCCAGAACGACGCCACAACUCCAACUGUGAUCGGGUCGGCGAACAGUGGUCAGUGGGUGGUGAUGGAGGCUGGUAAGUUUCAAUUGGACGAUUUUGUCUACUUCAUAAUUUAUUUAACAAUUGUAUUUUUUUUAAAUAUUUUUCAGAAUGAAUAA
Molecule: messenger RNA, 600 nt
Organism: Macrosiphum euphorbiae (potato aphid)
Lineage: Eukaryota; Metazoa; Arthropoda; Insecta; Hemiptera; Aphididae
Source: the annotation of a GenBank genome assembly